Molecule: messenger RNA, 2043 nt
Organism: Aedes albopictus (Asian tiger mosquito)
Lineage: Eukaryota; Metazoa; Arthropoda; Insecta; Diptera; Culicidae
Gene: Alg3
Product: lethal(2)neighbour of tid protein 2
Exons: 2
Coding region: 170-1747 (525 amino acids)
Cellular component (GO): endoplasmic reticulum
Molecular function (GO): dol-P-Man:Man(5)GlcNAc(2)-PP-Dol alpha-1,3-mannosyltransferase activity
Source: RefSeq, a predicted model, not a curated record
CCGACGAGCGUCGUCUCGUCGCACCUGCGGCUGCGUUGGUACCCGUGUCCCUCGUCUUUUGGCCCGUCACCGGCAGCUGCUCCCGAUAGCUCCCGAUCGCAUCAGCACGCAGUGAUCAAAAUAGAACAACACGUCGGGGCGAGAGUAGUGACAGAAAAAUAAGUCCAACAUGGCACCACCGGGUACCGGGAAAAACAAAUCCCAUUCGGGCGCCGGUAAACGAGGCAGCACGGCUGGCCACGGAGCAAAACCAACCAAGGUAACGUUGUGGACGCACCUGCAGAAGCAGUAUCUGAAUGUGGCAUUCGUGAAGUCGCUCAUUUUCGACCCUGCCCGGCUUCCGCUGGUGUCGUGGCUCAUACUGGCUGCCGAGCUGGUGCUGAAUGUUUUUGUGGUGCAAAAUGUGCCGUACACGGAGAUCGACUGGAAGGCCUACAUGCAGGAGUGCGAAGGAUUUUUGAAUGGGACGACUAAUUAUGCGAAGCUGCGUGGUGAUACCGGGCCGCUGGUCUACCCCGCAGGUUUCGUCUACAUCUACAGUGCUCUGUACUUCAUCACGUCCCACGGUCAUAACAUCCGACUGGCACAGUACAUCUUCGUAGGCAUCUACAUGGUACAGAUGUGGUUGGUUCUGCGGCUUUACAGCAAGACCCGGAAGCUACCUCCCUACGUGCUGGUCAUUACCACUUUUACGUCCUACCGGAUCCAUUCGAUUUACGUCCUGAGGCUGUUUAACGACCCAAUAGCGAUUCUAUUCCUAUACGUUGCGAUAAAUCUCUACAUCGACAACCGGUGGACAUUGGGCAGUAUUUUCCUCAGUUUGGGCGUCUCCGUGAAGAUGAACGUUCUGCUGUUCGCCCCGGCAAUCUUCCUGCUCUUCCUAACUAAUCUGGGCAUUGUGAAGACAAUUGGGCAAUUGGCUGUUUGUGGUAUGAUACAGUUGCUUCUUGGAGCUCCAUUCUUGAUGACACACCCGUGGCAGUACCUGAAAGGUAGUUUCGAUCUCGGCCGGAUCUUUGAACAUAAAUGGACCGUCAAUUACCGUUUCCUGGAGCGGGAGAUCUUUGAGAACAAGACGUUUCACCUGGGCCUGCUGGGUCUGCAUGUACUGUUGCUGAUUGCUUUUGCCUCACCUUGCUAUAAGUACUUCCAGAACUACUGCCGCCUGCGGCAUUUGGAAACCAUGUUCGCUCCGCAGAUUGCCGCCAAAAACCGUGAAAUGGCCUUGGAGAAAAAGAAGAAGAAGGAGAAGCCAAAACCCGCCCCCAAAAAACCAGAAGAAAAACUAACCAAAGAGCAGGAACAGUUCCUGGCAUCUUUCGAGAAGGGCAUCAAGAAGAUGGCCGGAAAGGAAUCCACUCCGGUCAACAAUACCCCAGAAUCUCCAGCCGAGGAGGAAGUUCUGCCGAGCAAGUUCUCUAUCCACUUCGACCGUGCCACCCAGCUGGCGCUUCUACCCAUCUUCCUGUCCAACUUUAUCGGAAUCGUGUGCGCUCGCAGUCUGCACUACCAGUUCUACGUCUGGUACUUCCACAGCCUGCCCUACCUGACCUGGUUCACCGAGUACAGCACCAGCCUGAAGUUCCUGCUCCUGUUGCUGCUGGAGUUCAGCUGGAACACCUACCCGAGCACAGCGGUAAGUAGCCUCAUUCUGCACACCUGCCACAUCAUCCUGCUGGUCGGAAUCGGGAAGAAAAUGUUCCGCAAGAUUCCGGAACUGUCCCAAGUGGCCAAAGCCACCGACUGAAACUGGGCCAAGGUUUAGUUCAGGAUGGUAGAGGAGAAACGAUGUGCCAAAACACUAAAAGACGACAACGGGAAGGGCAACGAAAUUGAUGCAUUUUGCGCGUGCGAUAAUGUGCCUUUAGUGCUUCAGGAUCUUAAGCUUAAAUAGAAUCGAAUGCGAACAGUUUUCGAUUAGGGUUUUCUUAUAUUUUUCUGUGUAUUUUUGUUUUGUAGAGUAGGGUUUUUAUUGACCGAUUUCUGUGUUUGAUGUGUUUAUUACAAUAGCGUAAUAGAGCUUUAAUUUAUUUGAUGUGAAAA